Salvelinus sp. IW2-2015 is the source of this 4008-nucleotide messenger RNA. Lineage: Eukaryota; Metazoa; Chordata; Actinopteri; Salmoniformes; Salmonidae. The record is from RefSeq and is a predicted model, not a curated record.
CGGAGGAAGGAGGGCACAGCGAAACACCUCCUGCUUAUCUAUCCUUUGGAAUUUCAGCGCAGGGUGCUGAGCAGGCAGAGGAGUGGGACUCCGCGUCUGAGAGAGAUCUCCCCAGUCCCAGCAGACACAGGGUGAGGCGRGCACGGCCCAGACAAAGCAAGACAGGCAGGUGAAGGAAGCCAAGUCUAAAUGUAAAAGCAUUGCUUUGCUGUUGACCGAUGCACCAAAUCCCAGAAACAGAGGGGUGUUGAUGUUCAAGAAGCGGCGGCAAAGGGUUAAGAAGUAUACACUUGUCAGCUACGGGACAGGUCAGCACCAGUUUGACGACAAAAGCGACGGAGACGUAGAAAGUGAAGACGGCAAAACGGUCAGGUUUACUUUGACCACUAAUGAUUAUUCAGAACUUGAAGAAGACUACUCAAUGAAUGUACAAGUACGAGACGUCAAUUUAAACUAGGAGAACCUUGGAAUAGCCAACAUAUUUCAGCACCUGGAAGAGAUGGAGCGACUGCCAGAGACAAGAGGCAAGGGCAUGGCAAUGUUUGUGCAGCGCCGCCAGAGGAUGGAUGAGAUUGCCUUAGAGCACGAGGAAAUGAGGUGCAAAAGCUUACCAGGCGAAGGUAUUGUAGAGCUUGAAGACACAGAACUGCACAAGUCUUACAAAAUGGAUGAAACUUACAUGCAAUCCAAUCAUGCGCAUGGCAAUCAACAACUGCUGUGCAAAGAAAACCAACAGGAGGUGCAACAAUGUGCUCACAUGAUGAACAGAAUGCCCAACCACCUAUCUAGUGCCGUACCAAAGCCUCUUGUGCCCAACAGAACAGCGAAGCCCUUCUUGGGAUCCCAAAACAGAGUGCCUGUCACAUUUUCUCCUCUUAGUGGUGUCACUAGUCCAGUGAAGCAUCAUGAACUCAAAUUCAAGGUAUCAGUCCCUAUACACACAGUUCCACAGGUCUGGUCCCCAACUGGGGAGUUCAUAGCGUCGCGCGAUGAACGCAUAUCUGUACCAGCAAUCAAGACUGGCAUCCUACCAGACUCAAAAAGAAGAGGUGCUAAUAGAGCAUCCUCUGAUCAACCAUCCAAAGCCUAUAUUCAAAACAGAGGGGAAAGAAGAUCAUACAUUGAGUCAGGAGAAGAGGAAGACUACUUUAGUCUUGGUGCUGAGGCAUGCAACUUUAUGCAACCCCGAACAGUCAAGCACAAGAAUCCCCCACCUGUUGCCCCAAAGCCUAGCAUCAACCCAGUCUGUCCACCAUGGUUGAAGGAGAGUCCCUCGAAUGUGCUACUUCACCUGGCAAGGAGUCCAAUCCCGGCAUCUUUCCCAAGUCCAGUGGGGUCUCCUCCUCAGCAAUACUUCAAACAACAAGACUGGCUUUCGCGUCAGCAAACGGCGAACCCCCGGGAACCACCCCAAACUCAGUCACGACCACAGCCACCUAUGAACACCAGGGCACCAGCCAACUCAACAUCACCCUCUCAACUUCAUCCAACCAUGAAUAGCUGGAGUCCACAGCCACCGCGGUCCCCAGUGAGUAUUCAGGCCCCGAACCCAACUCACACGGCACCUCGCCAACCCACAGUCUCAAAGAAUAAGUCCCCAAAUCCUUCGGUGGCAUCUUGCCCACCCCAACAAGGGAUCUCUUACAGCCACGCAGCCAAGGCACCAUCUACAUCUCCAAUGGGUCAUAUCUCUGAGGGCCAUGUUAGUCCAGCCAUAAAUGGUCCAACUCUGAGGGGAAGAGGUGCCGAACUCUUUGCCAAGAGGAAGACCCGUAUGGAGAAAUAUGUGGUGGAUGCCGAAACAGUUCAGGCCAACAAAGCAAAGUCUCCUUCCCCCACCGCCUCCCUUCCAGGUGCUUGGAGAUACUCAUCCAACAUCCGAGCCCCACCUCCUUUGUCAUACAAUUCCCGUCAUGCUCCUUUCUACCCCCCUGCAGGAGCUAAGCAGCCCCCUUCAAAAAGUCCAGAAAUCAAGCCAAAGACCAAGGCAAAAACAAAACCACCACCCCACAAGCAUAUGGAUGCCKUAGAUGUCUUGAAACAUCAGCCUUACCAGCUGGACUCAUCACUCUUUAGAUAUAACAUAGGCACUGAGGCUGAAGGCCUUAGCCCUAGCCUCAAAAUGGCCCCCAUCCCAACCCCUGAUUCAAACCCACCAUUGAGCCCUAAACCUGCCCCUGUUGUCAGCCCUAGACCUGCCUUUGCCAUUUCUCUUUACCCUGCCCAUGAUCUUCCCCCAGCAAACCAACAAAGCAAGCCCAUAGCUCCUGCUAAGUCUACUAGAUUGGGUCUUGGCAGAAGCUACUCUCUGUCCCUACCCAGACGGAUGUGCUCCAUGUCCUACAUGCCCUCACAGUCAUCUGUGUCCCCUGUGAKCACCCCUGUGUUCCAUCCAUCUCUCGGGAGGCAGACCUCCUGGCAGGAAAAAGUCACCCUCAAGCCCCACAGCCCUUGGGAGGCUGCCUCCCGGAGCCCCCUGGGUCUGGUGGACGAUGCCUUCCGAUUCCAGAACUUCCCUCAGUCCAUCUCCACUAACYUCAACUCCGCCGCCAACCGACGAUCUCUUCCGGAACCUCCGGACGAACGGAAGUGCAAGGUGUCAUUGGACGCCCCCAGUGUCAGUGGUGGUUACUAUCAUGCUCCACCCCCAGCCAUGCAUACUAGGUCUAUGAGCUUGACCUCUGCCCCUGUUUACGGGCCUCCCUUCAGACAGGCCCAGCCUCUGUGGUCAUGGGUGAGUSCUACCGUUGGACAUAUGGGUCGAGGCCCAGGCCACCCGUGUCAGUCCRUCUACGCUACCUUGCCACGCACAACUAUGAGAAGGUAAUCUCGCACAUCUCGCUCCUCAGCUAGAAAACAAAAACAAAAAAACACCGCACUUGUAAGAACAAACGUAGAAAAUGUAAUUGGAUGUACAGAUGUAAACAAUAGGGCCAGCAUUAUAUAAUUAACAAUUGAAUCAAUAUAGUGUUUCUUUUUUUAAAGAGGGGUAUAGUGUCAUGAACGCAAAAACAGUGUUACUGUAGUGGUUUUUAGCUAUUUUGUUGUUGUAAUAUUGCAAACGGACGUGGCAGUUUCACCACUAUGGAUCCUAGCUUUAAAGGUUUUCAUUUCUGGAAAAAAAAGUACUGUCCCAGGGCAAAUAAUUAUUAUCUCAUUCUCUACUAUAAUUCUGAUCAGUGAAGUGCAUUCACACACAUUUAUAGUAUGUUCUAAUGUAUGCAAUUGGAUGUUCUGUACCAGACAAGUUCAAAUUCAAAACAAGUUUUAUGAAUUUGUAUAAAUGGAUACAUGAUAGMCCUAUUAUUUAUUUGCAUGUGUUUUACAUUGAUUUACCUCUAAAAGUAAGAGGUGUGCAAGGUGAUGAGUGAGAAAAUGGCAGAUGGCAGGGAAAGGAAAGUUAGAUGUGUUGAAACUAUAUUUGUAUAUUUAUUUUCCACAUAGUAUGAAAACUAAAUUGAAAAAUUGAUUGAGUACUGUAACAGUAUGUGAUGUAAGCGGUAACAUCUAAAAUAGAAAUACAGUAAAUCGGAUUUCAAAUGUAUUGCUAGGGUUCCUUGAUGGUUUGUGUAAUAUGCACAAUAGCACGUGUAGCAGGUUAGAUAGCAAGUACCAAGUGCACAUGCUGAUGAAAACAAUCAAUAUUCAUGUUCACGUUCAGACAAUCCCUUCUGUUACUAUGAAAGUUAAGGACAUUUUCUUCAAAUAAUAAAUCAAAWGUCUGAUUUUAUUGCUGAAAUAUAGAAAAUGAACAGUGUUUUCACUCAUAUAACUCAGUCAGUUUGCAAAACAUAGGCACACACUAUAUUCAAGACUACGUCAUUGAAUAGAGGUUGACGUUUCCGUGAUUGGUUUGGCACUUCUGUGAAAGCCCUAUGAAAUGUGUCACACUUUCAUAUGGACCGUGAAUGUGUUGAAGAUAUUGUAACUUUCAUCACUUGAUUGUGUUGUUCAUUUGUUGCAGCACUGAAGAUCCAUAUUGCACUCUUCCAAUAAAACGUUCACAUU